AUGACCAUCACACUAGACGCCGCCGCCACUCUUCUUCACAUCUCACCUUGUGGUAAAUUUUUUGAUGCACUUGUGAAAAUGAAUACUAAUAAUACUGCAAUAGUUGCACAUGAGUUCUUAGGUGCAACAUGGGAGGAAGCAUGUGUUGAUGUUAGUUAUAAUAAGUAUGUGCAAUAUAGACUGCAAUGGUUGUGUUAUUUAUAUAGUCGUUUCAUUAAAACUAACAUGUUUGAGUGGGUGGCUAAAACGUACCUAUUCCAUUUAGUUGACAACACUAUUUUCACCGACAAAAUAUAUAUGUGUGUGGAAGCGAAAUGUGAUAGUGUGAUUAUUGAUUUAAAUCGUUGUCGGGACUAUUCAUGGGGUACUGCUGAAUUGGUUGUCCUAUAUGACAAUAUGGGAGAUGAAGCUGUCUGCGACACUCGACAAUUGGGAGGUUACAUAACGCUAUUACUGCGAGGCGAUAGAGGAGCGGUUAUUGAGUAUCUUCCAAGAGCAUGUAGGUGGAAUACAAAACACGUUGUUGAAGGUGGACUGACGAUAUAUCGACGAAGACUUGAUGCUUUGUUGCUCGAGGAUGUAGUGUUUAAACCAUAUGAUGAUGAUCGAGCUAAUCAUCCGUUUGCAUCGACUUCGAUGUUCUCUGGAUACCUUCGAUGUGGUGGAGUCUCAGUCCCAUAUCUGUUGGAGCGAUCUCUCCAACAAUUUGGUCAUACUCAUGGAUUGAAGCUGAAGAAGUUUGCUGAAGUUCAUGUGCCAGAUGUUAUACAACAUUGGAUACGGGAAUCUAGGCUGCUACAUUUGUUUUUAGCUUACCACACUAUGGCUGAUGAUGGUCUAAUAUCUGUUUUUGUUGAAAGUUGA
Cicer arietinum (chickpea) is the source of this 864-nucleotide messenger RNA. Lineage: Eukaryota; Viridiplantae; Streptophyta; Magnoliopsida; Fabales; Fabaceae. The record is from RefSeq and is a predicted model, not a curated record.